Magallana angulata is the source of this 3278-nucleotide messenger RNA. RefSeq names its product vacuolar protein sorting-associated protein 18 homolog. The transcript is spliced from 30 exons. Gene Ontology annotation, cellular component: HOPS complex; endosome. Bases 155 to 3091 code for a protein of 978 amino acids. Gene Ontology annotation, biological process: endosome organization; organelle fusion; endosome to lysosome transport. The record is from RefSeq and is a predicted model, not a curated record. Lineage: Eukaryota; Metazoa; Mollusca; Bivalvia; Ostreida; Ostreidae. Gene Ontology annotation, molecular function: protein-macromolecule adaptor activity.
CAAAGAUGGCUGCGCCCAUGGAACUUUUCUGAGAAUGAAAAAAAAUCUCUACAACGCGCUGAAUCUCGAUCUUUUAUUUGUUUGCUUCUUAACAGAUUUAUAUAUUUAGUAAAUCCGCAGACGUUUGCUUUGAAAUUUCAUCUAAGCAACCCCGAUGGCCUCUAUUCUGGAUCAGUAUGAAGAGGAGUCGGCCAGGGCCACCAGCAUUUCCUCCGUCACCCCCAUCCAGGUCCCAAUUGGCCCAGGAUACAUUGAUGCAAGAACAGAUUUGGAUACACCUAUCUUCAGUAAAAAGAAAAUCAACUUUAAACCCUCAGACCCGCUCACACAUGUUGUGGUUUCCAGUAACUUCCUGGUGAUGGCCAUGAGCAACAACCUUCUCCUGAGACUGGACCUAGAACACCCGGACCAACAGGAAGAAAUUGAGCUACCAAAGGCCUCAGAAGACAAGGUGUACAGAUUGUUUCUGGACCCGACCGGGAAACACCUCAUCAUUUGUAUGGAGUCCACUGAAAACCUGUAUUUAUCCAGAAACUCCAGAAAACCCAGAUCUAUUGGUAAACUAAAGGGUCAUCUUGUGAAUGCAGUUGCUUGGAAUCUGCAGAACACAAAUGAGAACACAACUGGAGCCAUUUUACUUGGAACCAGUAGAGGACUGAUCUUUGAGACAGAAUUAACAGACAGUGGUGACAGCAGAUUUUUCCAGGGCAGUCUGGACCAGUACCUGAAACAGCUCUUUAACUUGGCCAAGGACAAGAUAGUCCCCAUCACUGGACUGGAGUUUGACAGGAUGCCAUCAGACUCCAUGACGGAGUACAAAUACUACAUCCUGGCUACUACUCCAGGGAGGUUGUAUCAGUUUGUUGGAAAUGUAUCCAAGUCCACAGACCCCCCUCUAUUUCAACAGCUGUUCAUGCAGUAUGAAAGUGGAGCAGAACAGUUCUUGGAGCUUCCCGGAGAGUUUGGAUACAGUGAACUGACCAUGUACAGACCCCGUCAUGCCAAAUGUGUCAAGAGCUUUGCCUGGAUGACAGGUCCGGGUGUGUACCAUGGUGAGAUAGAUGUCUCAGGAACAGCAGGACCUCAGUCUGUGACCGUCAACACCAAACUAAUCAGAUAUCCUCGAGAUGGAGAUGAGAAAUCCCAGAAUCCACUCUCCAUGGUGAUGACCGAAUUCCAUGUUCUCCUUUUGUUUCCAGACAGAUUAAAAGUGAUGUGUGUUUUAAACGAGCAGCUGAUUUACGAGGAUGUCUUUCCAGAUAGGUUUGGGAGGUUACUUGGGCUGUGUUCCGACCCAGUGAAGGGAACUAUUUGGGCAUUUACAGGGCAGAGCAUCUUCAAGUACAAAGUGACUCGGGAGGCCAGAGAUGUUUGGCAAAUGUACCUAGACAAGAAUGAAUUUGAGCUAGCAAAGGAAUAUUGCAGAGACAAUGUGGCUCAGCUGGACAGAGUACUGACAAAACAAGCAGAGUACCUGUUUGAAAAAGGAGAAUAUCAAGAGAGUGCCAUGAUGUAUGCUCAGACACAGAACUCUUUUGAGGAGAUUGCUUUAAAGUUCAUCAAGCUGGAUGGGAAAGAUGCACUCAAAUCCUUUAUACAGAAGAAGUUGUCUGCUCUGAGACACCAGGAUAAAACCCAGAUAACAAUGCUGGUGACAUGGCUGAUAGAGAUUUUCCUGAACCAGCUAGGCGAGAUGAAGGAACAAGGGCAAGAUGAGUCUGAUGAGUACAGGAAGGUUCAAGAGGAGUUCCGAGUGUUUCUAGCUCAGCCCAAAAACAAGGAAUGUGUCAGUAAUAACCGAGGGGUGGUGUAUGACCUGAUAGCUAGUCAUGGAGAUGUAGAGGACAUGGUCUUUUUUGCUGUGUUAAUGCAAGAUUUUGAGAAGGUGAUCACCCAUCACAUUCAACAUGACAACUAUAAAGGGGCCCUGGGUCAGCUUUCAAAACAGACGGACACAGAGUUGGUGUACAAGUUCUCUCCCCUGCUGAUGCAGUACAUUCCCAGGGAGACGGUCAGUCUGUGGAUCAGUCUGAGGGGCAGCCUGGAGCCCAUAAAACUGAUCCCUGCCCUGGUCCAGUACGACCACAACAAAAACCGGGAGCAGGGAAAUGAGGCCAUUAAAUACCUGGAAUUUUGUAUAGAACAGUUGGAUAACAAGGACCAGGCUAUCCAUAACUACCUAUUGUCUCUGUAUGCCAAACUCAAACCUGACCAACUCAUGACAUACCUCAACAUACAGGGAACGGAUGAAGAUACGAUAUGCUACGACCUGAAGUACGCCCUGAGACUGUGUGCUGAGCAUGGACACAAGAAGGCAUGCGUCCACAUCUACUCUCUGAUGGGACUCUAUGAGGAGGCUGUCGAUCUAGCACUCCAGGUGGAUGUUGAGCUGGCCAAACAACAAGCAGACAAACCCGAUGAAGAUGACAAUGAUCUCAGGAAAAAACUUUGGUUAAGAAUCGCCCGCCAUGUUGUGGAAGAAGAGAAAGAUGUGAAGCGAGCCAUGGAGUUCUUACAUGACUGUGAACUGCUCAAGAUAGAGGACAUCCUCCCAUUCUUCCCUGACUUUGUUACCAUUGACCACUUCAAGGAUGCCAUAGUAACAUCUCUACAAGAAUACAACCACCACAUUGAACAGCUGAAGGAAGAAAUGGAUGAUGCCACUAAAAGUGCAGAGGAAAUCCGAAAGGAGAUCCAGAGCUUUAGAAACAAAUAUGCCUUUGUGAGUGCAACAGACAAAUGUGCUGCCUGUAACUUUCCUCUAAUGGCCAGAAGCUUUUAUUUAUUUCCAUGCCAUCACAAGUUUCACAGUGACUGCUUGAUAGGGGAGGUGCUGCCAAACUUGACCAGUAAAAAGCGACAGAGAGUUGAGGAGCUACAAAGAAAAGUGGCUGAAAAUGAGGACUCAAGAGCCUUGUCUGUCGGUGUAAGAGGAGACAACUCAACAGACAAAUCAAAAGACACAAAGGCUGAGUUAGACGAUUUAGUGGCAUCAGAAUGCAUCUAUUGUGGAGACCUAAUGGUCAGGAGCAUAGAUCAACCGUUUCUGGAUGAAGGCGAUGAGGAUCUUGUUCUUAGUGGAUGGCUUUGAAUCGAGUUUCAGGAAUUGAUAUCUAGACUCGCUAUUUUGUGAAAACAAACAUCAAGUGCUUACUGUUAACUUGAAAACCUGUUGUUGCUUUGUUUGUAAGAAAGUUGUAUUUCUUGAUGUGCAAUAUUACAUGUAUGGUACAUGUAUUACAAUGUAUGUACCAGAAUAAAUUUUAUAUUUAUAAUUA